Messenger RNA from Westerdykella ornata, 447 nucleotides. RefSeq lists its product as uncharacterized. The coding region runs from base 1 to 447 and encodes 148 amino acids. The transcript has 2 exons. Lineage: Eukaryota; Fungi; Ascomycota; Dothideomycetes; Pleosporales; Sporormiaceae. The record is from RefSeq and is a predicted model, not a curated record.
AUGUCGUCAAAUCAAUCCACAAUUCAAGCCCUCAUUCCCCGAUCCAGGCUGGAAAUCUUGGGGAUCAACGGUCGUUUUACUGCCUUGCCCCAGCGCAUUAUUGAUGCUAUCCAGCACCGAUUCGGCAGGCACAUCAAUCUCGACGAAGAAGAGCUGCUUGACCUCGCGGAAAAGCUCGAAUUCAUCACCUCCCACAUGCGUCGCAGAGCUACUCCACGAGCACCAAACGUUCCACCGCCCAGGGUCACUGUGUUCAUUGUACGGGUGCGCUCUGCCUAUGGGACCCGAGUCGCACUCGUCUAUGGCACCAAAGUUAUCGUGGAGACCCUCGUGCUUGGAAACAGGCAGGACCACAAGACACUCUUUGAGGAUUUCUGCGAGGCAGUGGAUGAAAUGGCGAAUAUAGUUAUUGAGGACUGCUCGGUUCUGCGGCGCAACUACUAUUAG